AUGGAAUCUUCUGACAACAUAUAUGUACAACAACUAAAGGAAAGAUUCUUGGAAUGUCCUGUGUGUUUGGAAGAGUUUUCGCAGGAGACUAGACUCCCAAGGGUCCUGCCAUGUCUUCAUACACAUUGCGAUUCCUGUCUGAAAAACAUCAUGAAAGAUGCCAGCGUCAAGUGUACCUUAUGUCUGAAGAUUUACCCUGUCCCUGACGAGAAUCUUGGUGUUUUCCCAACCGAUUAUACUCGAAAGGAUCUUCAGGACUUUGUUCGUGCGUCUCUUCAUAGGCACGAUUUGGUAUGCGAGGGAUGUAGUUCGAACGAUACCGCUAAGUUCAGGUGUACCACCUGUGGCCAUUUCCUGUGUGAGGCAUGCAAAGAUGCGCACGGACGUCUUGUAGUUUUCCAAACACAUGAUGUUUUUUCUCUCGAAGAGGAGCGAAGUUCAGAAGAAAACAUUAGUAAAUUUGCGCACCAGGCUUACUGUAAAACCCAGGGACAUGAACGUGAGGCAAUGCACUAUUACUGUACUGGCUGUGACAAAUCUAUAUGUACUCGUUGUUUCCUCAUACACCAUAAGUCACACGAGGUGAAAGAUAUUCAGGAAGUAUAUGAUACAAAGAAGACCUUGCUUCAAGACGAAGCGCAGAUGUUACAUCGUCGUAUUUCGGAAUGUAACAGCAUCAGGGCAAAGGUAACACAGGCUAAAGAAGAAGUGGAGAGCAACAGAACCAGAUCAGUUGAGGAACUGAAUGCCGCUUUCGAAACAUUAUUACAACUACUGACGAGACGACGGGAUGACUUGAUGGACACGAUAAACACAGUAGCAUCAAGAAAGAAUGGGAUUCUCCAACAACAGGACCAGUCUCUCGACAUAAUUAUCAAAUCAAUAGAAACCUGCUGUGAUUUUCUCCACCAAAGUCUUACCUAUAAUAACCAGCCAGCUUUCCUGAAAAUAGCGCCUAUCAUCUCACGACGAUUCGCCUACCUCCAGACGCUUGUUUUAGACGAGGAACCGUAUGAGACUUCGUAUCUGUCCUUCAAUGGCCUCAAUAUUGGCCUAACAUUUGGUACAUUUAUCCAAUCUUUAGGCAACAUAGAAUCCUCUGCCUUUUAUCAACCAAACACACGUGUACAUGCUGAACCAGCUACUAAUGGCAGUCUGAGUAAGGUCAUCAUUGAGCUUCAGAACCACGAAGGUAAUCUACUAGACGAACAUUUGGAUAUAGAGGGCACGGUAUUGAAGGACAGUGAGAUACAUUCAAAGACAAGGCUAGCACACCGCGACGGCGGUACAUAUGAAAUGAUACUUCCGGCUGUGGGGCCUUACCAGCUGAGUCUGAAGGCCUUCGACGAGAAGAUGCCAAUAUGGGAAGGUCCAGUCUCCAAACCGGGCGGUCAGGUAACACAUCACCGUGUUGGGCCCUCUACCGCUAGCAGACGGCACAGACGAUCAUCAGACACAUCCAACCUGGAACAUUCCUCACUUCCUCUAAGAUCACACAUGAAAACAAUAGACGACCUUGACCUCGAAAGUGCCAAAAGACCAGAAAGGCCACCACUACCACAGGUCGAACUUCUACAUCCAGAUCGCGGAACCAAUGGUGCAAACAGUUUACUGACAAUUCACAAUGCUCCCCCAAAUGGGUCCUCCCGGACGGACCGUUCUAUAACACGCGCCACAUUCCACUUGGAUGAAACAACAUUGCAUAAAUCUCGAUUUCUUUCAAAGGACAGAAAACACUUAUUUAACCGGAAACAGACCCGUCUACAGUCUGAGGAUGAACAGGAAGACAGGAAACCAAUGACAGUUAGGAGCAGGAGAGAACACAAACUCCAGAGAUACCAAGGUGUGAAAUCCUCCGCACAAAUUACACUACCUGAUGACGUUUACUUCGAGGUUGAUAUUACCUAUCAGUUUGAUCAGAAUCUUACCAAUGAUAUCGCCAUCUUUGAAAUUGGGUUUGCUCAUGACAGCGUAGUGGACAGUUCGGACACUGUUGGUAAUGAUAAACAGUCGUGCUCUAUUGCGGCCUAUGCCUGCUCCAACGAUGGAACCCUGAGACUGGGGUUCAGAGAAAACGGGAAACUGAUGUCCUCCCACACGGUACAGGCCAACCCCGCAUGUUCAAGUCACGUGAUCACUUUAGGAUUAAACGCGGACACACAGAGUGAGUCAGUGAAUGUGUUGGACAAGUCUCGUCAGCCGACCCGUUUGUAUACGUUUACUAACCAGGACUAUAGAUCAGGAAUUUGGCCUGUGUUUGGGGUGUUCAAUCCACAGAAGAUCGACGUUGUUCUUAAUCUGAAGUCAGGAUCGGAAAUCACAUACAUUCCAUUUCACCUUCUUAAAUGAUUGCAAUGAAGUAAUUCUUCUACAAAAUCCUAACUGUAAUGCAGCCGGAAAAAUGUAUACUUUGUUAGGAAUUCAGUAAUAACCAAAGUCACGUGUAUGAAGUCGCUUCUGACAGCGUUUCCUUUAUUGUUUGCCUUUAAUUUAUAGUUCAUUUAAACUUAUAGCGGUUGUCGUCGAUGAGAGAAGACGGUUAAACUUCCGGAACCCGUCGUUAUAUCUGUAUUUUUAAUAUUGGGACAAAUUAGGAUUUGGUUGAAUCUG
This is a messenger RNA of Pecten maximus, 2610 nucleotides long. RefSeq names its product tripartite motif-containing protein 3-like. Lineage: Eukaryota; Metazoa; Mollusca; Bivalvia; Pectinida; Pectinidae. Gene Ontology annotation, molecular function: zinc ion binding; sequence-specific DNA binding. The record is from RefSeq and is a predicted model, not a curated record. Bases 1 to 2349 code for a protein of 782 amino acids. Gene Ontology annotation, biological process: regulation of DNA-templated transcription. The transcript is spliced from 6 exons.